AUGUCAAGCAAGAAUUCCGCGGAAAUCAACGUCGGUUUCCCCAUAUACGGACUCCGCUUUAUCAACAGCAAGACGCUUUUGGCAGUAGGUGGCGGUGGCGAAGGUAACAAUGGUAUUCCAAACAAAAUCACUGCCAUUAAGUGCCACUUCAAUGCUACCGACAAAGAUCGCCGAUUGCAGAAAUUCAGAGAGAUCACCUUGCCUUCGAACGAAGACUCGCCCAUGUGUGCGGCCGUGGCUCACGUCUCCGGUGAUGACCAUGUGCGCUACUCCAUUUUCGUUGGGUGUAACCAGUCUACUCAGUUGGUCAAGUCCAUGAGCAUCAACAAUAACUUGAGAAAGUACCUCUUUACCGACGAGGAGCACUUGCGUUUUCUGGAUGCCGUCCAAUACGAUAACAAUGUGCUGCCGGAAUCAAUUGGCGAAUACCCAAAGAUCAUCCACUUGACCCCGGAGAAUAGUGUUGGUGCACUUAUGACGUCUAAGGUUCCCUCGGAGAUUUUCAUUUUCAAUCCAGAAUCUUUGGCCUUGAUUUUACACUUCAAACCUGUUGUUUCGGGUGAGGUGAAGGACUUCCACUUGAAUUCCCAUGACGAGGGUAAAACCUUGGUUUACGUGACGGCGUCAGUCAUUGAAGCCAUUAACUCUUCCACUGGUGCUUUAGUGUCAACGUCCACGAAAGCUCCCAAGGCAACCAUUUCGAAAUUGGCAAAGUACUUUCUUUCCAAGGUUAGGUUUGUUGCUGAAUCCAAGGUGGUUGUCACAGCAGCGUUAAGAUCAGGAAAAGGUGCGGCCAUCUUCGAGUACGACCUCGUAAAACAGAAAAUUUCCAAUGAGCGAGUUAUAUCGCUGUCCAUGAAAGGUGUGGUGGCCAUUGAUAUCUCUUCUACUACUGGAGUGAUCGCUUGUGCUGGUAACGACUUCUCCGUGACAUUGAUUCGCACCUCCGACUUGAAGGUGAUCAAGAGAUUCCCCAACUUACAUAAGUUUGCCAUCACCAGCUUGAGUUUCGCUCCCAAUGGAAAACGUUUGGCCACUGGAAGUGCUUCCAACACGCUUAACGUGGUGAACAUUCCCGCCAAGAUUGGCGGAAGUUCGUUUAUCGGCUCUCUCUUCCAAUACUUGUUCUUAAUAGUAUUGGUGGCAGCAUUGGCUAUCUUUGUUCAGAAUGCGAGGGAGUCUGGCGACCUAAAUCAAUAUAUCGCCUUGUCCAAGAAGUACGGUGGGGAGGCUUUCACGCAUGCCCAAUAUUACGGCCAACAUUACGGAAAGAUUGGACUAGCACUUUCGAAGAAGUAUGGCGAGGAAUACUUUCACAAGGCCCAGCACUACGGAAAAAUCGGCUAUGAAAUUCUUAAGGACAAAUCCGUGGAGGGUUGGGAGGUGUUGAUGGACAAACUCAACAAGGAAGAGCCUACUCAAAGCUGGGUUGAUGAGGUUGAAAUUCACACUGAAAUUGCUUCCACAUUUGACGAUAUCGUCAGCGAGGUCACUGGAGAUGUGUCUCAUCUUACUGCUGGCCGCGAGAAUGAAGAUCUCGACACUGCCUCUAUUAUUAAUGCUGCUGUUAGCAGGGCUGUCGUGGUCUCCUCUUACGGCUCUUUAUCUGAAACUGAAGCUGCUAAUGUCGAGGAAACAUAUGUUCCUAUCACAGAAUCUUCUAUUCAAGACCUUCCUCUGGGAAUUGCCCCCGAAAUUGAGGAGACUCCUCUGGAAAAUGUUAAUAAUGUUGUGGAAUCUAUUGCUGAGAAGAUUGCUUCUGCUGCUGCACCUGUGGCCGAAUCUCUUAACGAGAUUUUGAAACCUUCUUCAGAGCCUCGGGAAUUUUCUGUGCAUUCUAGUGAAUCUCAGGUUGAGACCUUUGAAUCUGCUGAGACCGUUGAAUCUACUGCAACUUCAAAGGUUGAAGACAUUAUUUCACCAAAAGAACCAGCAUCCGAAACCCCUGAUUCUGUCGAAAAGAGUGAAGCUGGUACUGUUAACGAGGCUACUGCUGAGGAAGAGGCUGUCGAUGAAAUGGUCGAUGAGGUAGCUUCUGCUGAUCCAAUCAAGUCGACUACUCUGGACGAGGAGCUCACUACUGAACCUAAGGAAGCUGAGGCUGAGCAUGUUGCUCCUGAAACUUUUGAAGAUUUCAAAUCGGUACAGUCUGAAUAUCCAGAAGCCGCCGAGGAAGGACAAUCAGUUGAACCAGUCGCUGAACACCAAGCUGACGAGGUUGCUGACCUUCCUGGUGCUGAACAUAGAAAAGAGACUGUUGAUACGGAGGAGCAGCACGGGGUUAACAGCGCAGAACCAAUCAGAGUGGUGGAGGAAAUCGAAAAAGUGAUUACUAAACCACUUAACGACUCUGGUAUCGGCAAGCUGGCCACUAAACCAGAAGAUAUUGUCGAACUGCAAGUGGUAGACCCAGAGACUGAAGCUAGAAAUGAGCCAAAAGUUGACCCUAUUAGCAUUUCCGAUGCUCAGCCUGUUGAGCCUUUGAACGACCUGGUGAUCGAGCCAGCUGUCGAUCAUGAGGUUAUUGACACGAAGGAUGUGGUCGAACCAGCUUCCGAACCACUUGCUGAGCCUAUUGCUGAGCCUAUUGCUGAAUCUGAUGCCAAAGCAGCUCCAGUUGCCGAGCCCGUUCCAAUUCCCGAGCCCGUUGCUCCAGAAGUUGUUGAGCCAGUUGCUAAGCCAGUCACUGAAUCAAACCAUAAUUUGCAACCAUCCGCAGCUUCUGUCACGUACAACGCACCUGUUGAUGAGAAACCCAAGGCAAGAGCCAAAACAAUAAUUGGAAUGCCAGAAUCCAAUUUCAAGCCAAGCGACAUUCUCAAUGCUCGGCCAGUGCGGCACGCUGAGGAUGCCGUUGUUCAACAGGUUGCUGAACCAGUUGCUGAACCAGUUGCUGAACCAGUUGCUGAACCAGUCAUUGAACCAGUUGCUGAACCAGUUGCUGAACCAGUUGCUGAACCAGUCAUUGAACCAGUUGCUAAGCCAGUCACUGAAUCAAACCAUAAUUCGCAACCAUCCGCAGCUUCUGUCACGUACAACGCACCUGUUGAUGAGAAACCCAAGGCAAGAGCCAAAACAAUAAUUGGAAUGCCAGAAUCCAAUUUCAAGCCAAGCGACAUUCUUAAUGCUCAGCCAGUGCGGCAUGCUGAGGAUGCGGUUAUUCAACAAGUUGUGGAACCAAAAGUUGUGCCAGCCGAACAAGAAAUUGAUGAGAUUGUUGAAGAGCCACAGCAAGCUCUGUUUACUCUGGGCCCCGCAUCCCAUGAUGAAUUAUAA
Messenger RNA from Sungouiella intermedia, 3276 nucleotides. The record is from the annotation of a GenBank genome assembly. NCBI's taxonomy places the organism in Eukaryota, Fungi, Ascomycota, Pichiomycetes, Serinales, Metschnikowiaceae.